Molecule: messenger RNA, 1715 nt
Organism: Rhineura floridana
Lineage: Eukaryota; Metazoa; Chordata; Lepidosauria; Squamata; Rhineuridae
Product: scyllo-inositol 2-dehydrogenase (NAD(+))-like
Exons: 14
Coding region: 124-1398 (424 amino acids)
Molecular function (GO): nucleotide binding
Source: RefSeq, a predicted model, not a curated record
GCAGACAAUGGCUCCUUUGUAAUGCAAUCCAACGCAGACAGGAGAUCCUUUUAUUGCAGAGAGAAGCGCUGUUGGGAAGGGACGUUGUUAGCGGGAAAAGAAUAGACCAAAGGCCGUGCUCAGAUGUCUCUCCAAGUCACCGUUCUAGUGGUCGGAGCUGGAAAUCGGGGAAGCAAUUAUUCUUCCUAUGCUCAGAUAUAUCCUGCGCGCAUGAAGGUGGUUGGUGUCGCAGAUCCCCGUGCCAUUGCAAGGAAGAAGCUCCAGGAAGCACAUCACAUUCAUGAAGACAAUGUGUUUGAUGACUGGAGAAGGGCAGCCGCGAGAGAGAGGUUUGCAGACGCUGUUAUCAUAGCAACGCCUGACAGUCUUCACAAGGCGCCGGCAGUGGCUUUUGCCCACAAAGGAUACCACAUCUUGUUGGAGAAGCCCAUGGCGGUAACGCCAGAAGACUGUAAAGCAAUUGUUCUGGCGUGUAAAACCAGCAACAUCAUCCUCGCCGUCUGUCAUGUCCUGCGUUACCACCCAGUCGCCUUGAAGAUAAAGGAAGUCCUGGAUGCUGGACUUAUCGGAGACAUUUGCCACAUUCAGCACCUGGAACCUGUUGGUUUCUGGCACUUUGCACACUCUUUUGUCCGAGGUAACUGGCGGAAUGAAGCUGAAAGUUCCUUUUCUCUGCUCACUAAAUCGUGCCACGAUGUUGACCUCGUCAGUUUUUGGAUGGGUGGCAAAAGAUGUCUGAAAGUCUCUUCUUUUGGCAGCGUGUCCCAUUUCACCAAAGAGCACAAGCCCAAAGGAGCUGCUGGCCGCUGUUUAGACUGUUCCGUUGAACAGACUUGCCCGUAUUCCGCUAAGAAGAUUUAUCUGGCACAGGCAGAGAAGGGUUCCUUUGACUAUCCUGUCUCUGUGGUCUGCAGUAGUGGUGAGUGCGAUGUCGAAUCGCUGACUGAAGCCUUGCGGCAUGGCCCAUAUGGAAGGUGCGUUUAUGAGUGUGACAACGAUGUUGUUAGUAACCAGGUUGUCAAUAUGGAAUUUGAAGGUGGAGCCACCGUGGCCUUGACGAUGGUUGCCUUUACAGAGAAACUGGGUGUGAGGAAAACAACCAUCUAUGGGACAAAGGGAGAGCUCUCUUGCGAGGAUUCAGGACGAGUGGAGAUUUUUGAUUUCCAGCAAAGGAAGAAAACCGUCUUUUAUCCCGAUAAAGCAGGCAACGUCCCAGCAGCAUUAAGCAGUCACGGCGGGGCAGACUACUAUCUCAUGGAGAGCUUCGUUUCAGCCGUAGCUGCGAAUGACCCAUCCCUGAUUCGGACCGGCGCAGACGAGACCUUAACCUCUCAUCUCCUUGUGUUUGAAGCUGAGAAAUCCAGAAAAGAAAACCGGGUUGUGUUUCUAGAAUCAUGAAGGCUGGGGAGGAGGGGCUCUGCUCUUCUUGGUCCGUUGCUAUACUGAUUUAUAAUGACUGAUUCUGUGACAUGCUGCUGAGUCAGUUCUGAUCGAAGACCUGCCUUUCAAGUGUGUCCCAAUUGGGGAAGAAGCUGGAACACUUAAGAGGAUGAGGUUAAAAGCUUGCAUUUCAAUGAUCUUAAGGGCACAUUUAUCAUUUCUACAAUGCAAUACUACAGGAAUGCAUCGGAAGUUUAUGAUCUUUUUGUGUGCAACAGAUAAUAAAUAAAUAAAUAAACCCUCCCCAUUAAAAUGAUUUGCAAGCUGCAUCUAUU